Panicum hallii is the source of this 1826-nucleotide messenger RNA. Its product is annotated as protein NRT1/ PTR FAMILY 2.7-like. The record is from RefSeq and is a predicted model, not a curated record. Gene Ontology annotation, cellular component: plasma membrane. The coding region runs from base 3 to 1700 and encodes 565 amino acids. Gene Ontology annotation, biological process: transmembrane transport. Lineage: Eukaryota; Viridiplantae; Streptophyta; Magnoliopsida; Poales; Poaceae. Gene Ontology annotation, molecular function: transmembrane transporter activity. The transcript has 4 exons.
CCAUGGCUGGCGAGAGAGUGGAGAUGGAGAGCUCGCUGGGUUCGCAUCUCAAAACUGUCGACCAGCAGGAAGCCCAUGAAAGACAAGGCAGAAAGAAAUGGAUCACCCUCCCCUUUAUUGCAGGGAGCAUGCUGGGGCUGGGGUUGGCCAUCAACGGGACGAGCAGCAACCUGCUGGUGUACCUGCUCAAGGAGUACAACGUGGAGAGCAUCGACGCGGCGCAGAUCGCCAACAUCGUCCGCGGCUGCCUCGACCUAGCGCCCGUCGCCGGUGCCGUCGUCUCUGACUCCUACUUCGGCAGCUUCCCCGUCAUCCUCGCCGGCACAGCUAUAAAUGUCCUGGUGGGCAUCGUUCUGUUCACGCUCACCGCGGCGCUGCCAUCCCUGCGGCCGCCGCAUUGCGCCUCGCCUUCCGCCGCGUGCCAGCAUGGGACUCCUGGGCAGCUCACCGCGCUCUACGCCGCGGUGUGUCUGCUGACCAUCGGCACUGGUGGGACGCGGUUCAACGUGGCGACAUUGGGCGCGGACCAGUUCGGCACAGCUCGCGACCAGGACACCUUCUUCAACUGGUACUUCGUCUUCCUUUACGCCUCCUUCAUCGUCGGCGACACGGCCAUCGUCUACCUCCAGGAUGGAGUCUCCUGGGUCCUCGGCUUCAGCGUCUGCCUCGGCACUGCGGUGGCAAGCUUGGUCAUGCUAGUACUUGGUGCGCGCUACUACAAGAUGCCCGCGCCCAAGGGAAGCCCGUACACCGAGCUCGUGCGCGUCGUGGUGGCCGCGGUGCGCAAGGCCCGCGUCGAUAUUGCUGGACGAGUGCAAUAUUACCUUGGCGAUGGCACCGUCGUGGACUCUGGCAGUGACGGUGCCCCGACUAAGAGGCUCGGAUUUCUAAACCGUGCUGCAUUGAUCACGGCCAGAGAAGGCACGCCAGAUUCACCAGGUGGCGGCCAUCGUCCUAGCGGCUGGCGACUGUGCACGGUGCAGCAAGUCGAGGACCUCAAGUCCCUCCUCGGCGUGCUGCCGCUAUGGUCGUCGGGCAUCCUCAUCAGCGUGUCCAUCGGCGUGAUGGCCGGGCUGGUCAUCUUGCAGGCCCUUGCCAUGGACCGGUCCCUCGGCUCGAGGUUCAAGAUCCCAGCAGGAUCAAUCACAGUCUGCUCGCUCGCCGCCUUCAUCGCCGCCACGCCGGUCCUCGAACGCGCGGUGUUCCCGCUCUGGCGCAGAGCCACGGGCGCGCUCCCGACUCCGCUGCAGCGUGUCGGGCUGGGACACGUCGUCAACGUCGCAGGCAUGGUGGCCGCGGCGCUGGUGGAGCGCCGGCGGCUGAGCGUCGUGUGCACGCACCACGGCGCCGACGAGGCGCCCGGGUGGGUGACACCCAUGUCCGUGCUGUGGCUGAUCAUCCCGCUAGGCGUCGUGGGCGUCGGGGAGGCCCUGCAUUUCCCCGGGAACAUGGCGUUCUACUACCAGGAGUUCCCCAAGACGCUGCGGGGCACUGCAACGGCCAUGGCGCCGCUUCUUAUUGCGCUGGGGUUCUACCUCAGCACGAUGUUCGUGGACGUGGCGAGGCGAGUCACCGCGUGGCUGCCCGGGAACAUAAACCAGGGGAGGCUAGACAACGUGUACUGGGCCGUGGCAGUUACGGCGGCGGUUAACUUUGGGUAUUUCCUGGUCUGUGUUAGCUUGUACAAGAGUCGGAAGUGAUCGACCAGGGCGAUCAAGGAAAAUGAAGGCUUGGUGCAAGCUUCAUUUGCUUGGAGAAUUGUAUUACUUAGUUUGAUACUCUUUCAGACAACAGGCAGUAUGAUGAAUAAACUCUAGUUCCUUUUA